AUGUCGCACAGUACCAGCACGAGGGAUGACGAGCACAUGGAGGUGUCGUCGCAAGAAACAAAGAAUCAAUCGGAAGAGCGUGGGGAGAAGGUAGAUGGGGAUGUGGUGGGGGAAUUGGCGGUGGAGGGAGCGGCACGCACCUAUGAGGAUGAUAUCGUGGUUUGGGACGACAAUGAUAUGGAGAAUCCGUAUAAUUGGAGUGCGGGGAAGAGAUGGAGGAUUACGAUGUGCUUGUCGGGAUUGACAUUUGUGGUGACAUUUGCGAGCAGCGUUUUCAGUACAGCUUUGGUACCGACAGAACGUGAAUUCGACAUUUCGCAAGAGGUCGCAACUCUGGGUACUAGUUUAUACGUAUUGGGCUGGGCAAUUGGACCGACUCUCUGGGGACCAUUUUCAGAACUCUACGGCAGAACAAUUCCACUAUUCACCGGCUAUGCUCUCUUUACCAUCUUCAACAUUCCUGUCGCCGUUGCGCAGAAUACGGAAACUGUAAUGCUAGGUCGUUUCUUCCAGGGAAUUAAUUCGUGUGCACCGCUAGCUGUGACAGGAGGAGCGCUAGCAGAUAUAUGGGGUCCAGUCGAGAGAGGUCUGGCGGUGAUGGUAUUUUCUGUGUGUUGCUUUAUCGGACCUCUACUUUCCCCAGUUGUCGGAGGGUUUAUAAUCAUGGACGAUAGACUGGGUUGGAGAUGGGUCGAGUGGAUAACCUUUAUUCUCGCCAUCUUCUUCGGAAUCCUGGGAUUUAUCGGAAUACCGGAGACUUAUGCUGCCACACUUCUGCAGAGAAGAGCCAAGAAAUUGAGACAUGAAACCAAGAAUUGGGCUUUACGUGCCAAGAUUGACGAAUCGGAGGUUACCUUUAAGGAUGUCUUGACUAGAUAUUUGCUUAGACCGAUAAAUAUGAUGGUUCAAGAGCCGAUUCUCCUCCUUCUUUCUAUCUACAUGUCGCUGGUCUGGGGUUUACUCUACCUUUUCCUGACAUCGAUCCCGUAUUCCUUCCAACUGGAACGUCACUGGUCGCCUGGAGUCGGUGCGCUUCCGUUCCUGUCCAUGACCCUCGGUGUCUUUGUCGGCGCGAUUGUCAUCAUUCUCGACGUCAAACUCCGGUUCCAACCUCUCUUCGCGCGGUCGCCUGAAUUGAUCACACCAGAGACUAGACUUCCGACAAUGAUUAUUGGUUCUUUCAUUCUGCCUAUUGGAUUGUUUUGGUUUGCGUGGACGAGCAGUCCGAAUCUGAAUCCAGCACCACAGAUAAUCAGUGGCGUCGUGACCGGUUGUGGGAUCCUCAUGAUUUUCUUACAAGGACUGAAUUACAUCGUCGACGUCUACCGCCUGAAUGCGAACAGCGGCAUUGCAGCCAACACAAUGCUCCGCAACGUCUUCGGCGCCGCCUUUCCCCUCUUCGGUUUCCAGCUCUACGACCGUCUCGGCGUCCCCUGGGCUACCUCCUUGCUUGCUUUCCUCGCCGUUGCGUUUAUACCCGGACCGUUGCUGUUUUAUGUUUAUGGGAGCAGGAUUAGAGCGAAGAGCAAGUUCUCGUUUAAGGCAUGA
This is a messenger RNA of Glarea lozoyensis ATCC 20868, 1548 nucleotides long. RefSeq names its product MFS general substrate transporter. The coding region runs from base 1 to 1548 and encodes 515 amino acids. The transcript has 8 exons. NCBI's taxonomy places the organism in Eukaryota, Fungi, Ascomycota, Leotiomycetes, Helotiales, Helotiaceae. Gene Ontology annotation, molecular function: transmembrane transporter activity. Gene Ontology annotation, biological process: transmembrane transport. The record is from RefSeq and is a predicted model, not a curated record.